AUGCCUUCACCGUUACAUGGCUUCGGCAUUGCGAUUAGUGGUGGUGAUGGAGGAAGUAAUAAAAGUGAUGUUAUGGUUGUUAGAGAUACAUCAUUUCAAGAAACGGAUAGUAUAGAGGGCAAGAAUAAUAGAAAAAAUAAUAUAUCCGAUCAUGAAUCAUCGUUAAUCGUAUGCGAUGUUGUUCGAGCCGGACCAGCAGACGGAAAAUUAUUAUCAAACGAUCAAAUAAUAAGUGUAAACGGAUAUUCUGUUGACAAUAUGGAACAUUCAGCAUUAAAAUUAAUUCGUGAAUCAACAGAUUUUGUAAAUUUGGUUGUUCGUCGUCGCAAACAUCCUGUACUUGUCUCUGAUGUUGAACCAACAAAAUUAACGUUACAAAAAACGAAAAAAGAUGAAUUUGGUAUUGUGUUAGGCUGUAAAUAUUAUGUAAAAAAAAUUCAUCGACGAAACCUAAUUGAAAAAGAAAAUCCAAUCAAUGAAGGAGAUGAAAUAAUUAAAAUCAAUGAGACACCAAUAGAUCGUUUAUCAUUAAUCGAUGCUCAAAAACUUGUAGAUAGAGCUAAAGAACGUUUAAUAUUAUUUGUUUUACCUCGACAUAAUAAUCAUCAAAGUCAACAAGAACAAAUACAUAUGAAUAACGAUAGCAAUAUGAAUAAAAAACUAUCAUACGGAUCGAUAAAUAAAAAUAUUAUUCAAAAAAAUGAAAAUGGCAAGGAUCGUUCUUAUCAAUAUAAUAAUCAUCGUUCCAAUCUCGAAACGAAUAUUCCAAUUGUUGUUAAUGAUUUCAAUCCUAAACAACAUCAAAAUGGUGUUCCAUACGAUAAUUUACAUAAUAAACAUUCUUUGACUAUUCCGGUGAACAAACAAGACUUACAGUCGAACUAUAAUGCUCAUAUAUUUAAUAAUAUCUCACAACAAUACCCGUACACUCAACAAGAACGUAUUAAUAGGCAACAUCAGCAACUACACCAACCAUCUUCUAUUGUACAACAAAAUCCAACGGCAACUCAGACAUCAUUACAACAACAACAACAACAAAACGAGACUAGAGGAAUAACCAAUGUACCAGACAUCAUAGUAAAUUAUAAACAUGAUUUUAAUAAAUCGAGUAGCAGUUUGACACGUUAUGUCUCAUUUUUAACGGAUACAACAAGUAUGGGUAUUCGUCUAGCUGGUGGUGAUAAAUAUGGAAUAUUUAUUUGUGAAGUUCAAGUUGGCAGUGUUGCUUAUAAAGCUGGUUUACUUAUUAGUAAUAAGAUUGAAACUGCAAGUUAUUUUUUCCAGGUUAAUAAUGUCGACUUUACUGGUUUAACACGAGAAGAUGCUGUUCUUUGUUUGAUGAAUAUGAAAAUUGUUCAAGUUACUAUGAUUGUUUCAAAUCUGAGACACGAGUAUGAACAACUGUUAGCCGAUGUUGGGGGUGAUUCGUUUUACGUUAGAGCCCAUUUUACCUAUAACUCUCAAGCUGUCGAAGAUUUAUCAAUACGUGUAAACGAUAUAUUUCAUAUAACUGAUACAUUGUACAAUGGUCAAGUGGGCUCCUGGGUGGCUACGAAAGUGAAUGCAUCAUCAGAAAAAACAACAGGUGCAAUACCGAAUAAAGCCAGAGCUGAACAAAUAGCGUCCUUAGCACCCAGUUUAGAUGUACUAAUUAAAUCAAAACCAUCAUUGAAACGAAAAUUGAGAUCACGAUUUAGCGAAAAACGUUCACAUUCAGUAUCAUCACUGCAACUAAAAGAAGAUGCAUUAUUUGCUUCGUCAACAUCAAAAUUCCCAGCCUAUGAAAGAGUGGUGCUCAAAGCAGUAACAAUCACUCGUCCUGUCGUAUUAUUUGGCGCGUUGGCCGAUAUUGCUCGAGAUCAUCUACUCAAAGAUUGGCCAGAAAGAUUUGAAUUGCCAAAAAUUGAUAUAAGUUCACCAACGAAAAUACGAGCAAAUGUUAUCAAACUUCAAACGAUAAAAAAUAUUAUACAAAGAAAUCGUCAUUGUUUACUCGAUAUUACACCAGCAGCUGUUGAACAAUUAAAUUAUGCUCAAUGUUAUCCAAUUGUUUUAUUUUUAAAACCAACUGAUCGUCGACAAAUAAAAGAUAUUCGAACAAAAUAUGGAAAAUUAUAUCAGAAAUCUACGAGACGUUUGUAUGAAUCCAGUGAACGUUUAGAAUUAUUAUAUUCUUAUCUAUUUACAACUGAAAUAAAAUUGAACACUGAUAAUUGGUAUAAACAAGUGAUAGAGACAAUUGAAAUUCAACAAGAACAACCUAUUUGGAUGUGUGAUGAUCGACCAGCUGAUAAAAAUUUAAAUUCUAAUGAAUAUUUUAUAUCUACUCGUCAUAGUUAUACAGGUAAUUCAAGUCCCGACUCCGAUAUUAUUGAUUCAUUUAAAAAUAUUACAUGUUUCGAUGAUUACAAUAAUGAAAAUAAUAAUAUGAAUAGAAAUAAUUUACAACGUGUUGCCUCAGAUCCAGUUAUGUUUCCAAGACUAAAUGGAGAAUCAAAUCAAGAUAAUCUGAAAAAUUGGCACAAGAUGAAUGAAUAUUCGCCUUAUUCAUCAAAUAAUCAUGAUGAAAAUGAGGAUGAUGAUAAUUUUAAUGAAGAUGAUAAUAGUACUUCCAUACAACAUUCAACAAUGUCAUUACCAAAUCGUAGUCAUUCAGUAUCUGACGUACAAAUGUAUAAUUCAAAAAAUGCUAAAAAUCCAAUAAAUUCGUUGAAUAUAAUAAAAAAUUUACCAACAGAAUAUCCACAUUGUCGUCUAAAAACAAUUCAUGAUGUUGUUGAAUCUACAAAUACUGGUAGAAUUCACUCAUUUACAAACAAAUAUGUUACGGCGAGUAAUCAACUAAUUAAUAGCACACGUCCAACGUCUGCUCAAACAGCAUCAAAUAUUUUUCGUUCCGAUUCCAUGCCUCAUGUCGAUGACAACUUUAUUCAACGUUUAUAUCAACGAUCAAUCAAUCAUCAGCAACAAGACAUAGAUCAAUUUCAAAACGUUUCCACACAUUCGUCUAAUGCUCACAGUUUGAAAAACACACGUCGUCCACUGCUCGCACCAAAAUUACGCAAUGGAACAAUUGCAGGAAGUAGCGGUGAUACUCGUCUAAUUACAAGUAAUAGCGGUGGAUCUUUAUCACGACGUCCACAAUCUGAAUAUAAUUUAAAUGUCAAUAGUAAUCAACAAAUACCAUCAAAUGGAUAUCAUAAUAAAAUUUACCCUGUUAUCCCUAAAUCUCGACAAUAUCCACCAUUAUCAUCAUUAUUAUUAAAUCAAAAACAUGAUCUAAUUGAUAAAUCAACAAUGACAAUGAGUGCAGCAGAAAAAAAUUCGAUUAAUAUUUAUGCAACAUGGAACAGACCUAAUAGUGGUGUUCAUCAUAAAGCCAAUACCACUUCUUUAUUCAACAACGUUACAAAUGGUCAUUCGCCUAAAUUCCGUAAUGGAACUGGUCCACUUAUCACUGAACGUCGAGUACAUCAGAACGGUGGUGGCAGCUCGUCUGAAUUACCCAGUAGUGCUGCAAGUAGUUUAAUGUCCGAUCAUUAUCAUCCAAACGAGAAUAGUCAAUAUUCCACGAAUGAUACAAAUAAUCAUCAUCAUAAUUUUACAUCAAUAAAUUCUAAUGAUCGAUCUAAUAGUACUAUAUGUUGUACGUCACUCAGUACACUUGAUAAUCAAAAUGAUGAAAAUCAAGUACGUUUACUACUACAACAGAAAAUGUGCAGUAGUAAAAAACAUAAUCAUAGUAAUUCGAAUAAAUCAUCAUUAACAUCAAUAAAAAAUAAAAUACGUCAACCGAUAACUAAUACGAAUGGUGAUCAUAAUGACAAUCAAUUUCGUUCAUAUUCCUAUACUGCAGCGACGAAUGAACAACAUCGAUAUCAUCAUAUACCAGUUACAUAUCAAGAGCAAACAGCCGAUUUGAAUCAAAUAUCAAAUUUAAAAAAACCAAGAGUAUAUAAUCAAAAUGAUUAUAUUUCUCAAACAACAACACAUCGUCAAUAUACGAAUGGAAAUGAUGCUAAAAAUAAUUCGACAUCUUCGUCUGCAUCAUUGUCAGUCAAAAAUUAUACAGAUGCGAAAUGUGUUGACCAAAGAUCCUGGAUCCAAGAUGAAAAUAAUGUUAUUGGCAGUGCUCGUGGUAUUAUGGAUUAUUACGGUGGAAUACUGUCAUGCCCUAAAACAGGUGUUUCAAUUACUGUACCAGAAGGAGCCAUUCCUCAUAAUAUUAAGCAAGAGAUAUAUUUUAAAGUAUGUCAAGACGGUGUUAAUAUUCCAACAUUCAAUCAAAAACAAGGUGAACGUUUGUUAAGUCCAAUAGUAAUGUGUGGACCGCAUGGCAUCAAAUUUUUGAAACCAGUAGAACUUUUACUUCCCCAUUGUGCUGGUAAUGAUGCGCAAGAAUUAGCUUUAAUGUUACAUGGAACAAAUAAUGGUAGACCAUCUGUUGUACUGGAUGGAUUUCAUGUAUCAAUUCGUUUCUUUUUCGUUUUAGUGGUACCUACUGAUGAGAGAAUAUCUGUUACAAAUGCAAAUAAUAUUAAUGGAAAAUUGACGGGUAUUAAUCAGGUUACAAGUUCAAAUGUUUCUAUUUUAGUUGAUCAUUUCUAA
Didymodactylos carnosus is the source of this 4608-nucleotide messenger RNA. Lineage: Eukaryota; Metazoa; Rotifera; Eurotatoria; Philodinida; Philodinidae. The record is from the annotation of a GenBank genome assembly.